Nomascus leucogenys (northern white-cheeked gibbon) is the source of this 1933-nucleotide messenger RNA. It is a transcript of the gene CD151, whose product is annotated as CD151 molecule (Raph blood group). Lineage: Eukaryota; Metazoa; Chordata; Mammalia; Primates; Hylobatidae. Gene Ontology annotation, cellular component: membrane. The record is from RefSeq and is a predicted model, not a curated record.
CUGGGCGGUUCCUGGGUGCGGAGAAAGAGAUGGGGGUUGGGCAUGGAGGAGGGCCGGGUCGCCACAGCCCAGGGCCUCUGGCUGGGCUGGUCGCCGUCUUACCUCCGGGCCCGCCUCCCGCCCAGCUCUUCUGUCCUUGGACCGGAUGGGCCCUUGCUGGGCUGUUGGCGCCCCCAAGGGCUGCAGCUCCCCGGCCUCCGCAGUGCCGGGUCGACCCCCAGCGCCUACGCCCACCGGCUCCCGCCCGCCACGCGGGUUCAGACCUGCCGAGCGCCAGCCGCCGCGGGCGGGGCUUGAGGCCGGGGCGGGGCCUGGGCGGGGAGGGGCGUCUCCCUCGUAGGCCCCGGGCCGCCCAUUCUCAGCGCUGGGAGCCACCGCCCCCGCAGCCGCCGCCGCCGCCGCCGCCAGGGCCCGGACUCCGACGCGUGCCUAGAGUCCUGGGGAGCUUCUAUCCACCUGUCCUGCAGAGGAGUCGUUUCCAGCCCGGCUGCCCCAGGAUGGGUGAGUUCAACGAGAAGAAGACAACAUGUGGCACCGUUUGCCUCAAGUACCUGCUGUUUACCUACAACUGCUGCUUCUGGCUGGCCGGCCUGGCUGUCAUGGCAGUGGGCAUCUGGACGCUGGCCCUCAAGAGUGACUACAUCAGCCUGCUGGCCUCGGGCACCUACCUGGCCACAGCCUACAUCCUGGUGGUGGCGGGCGCUGUCGUCAUGGUGACUGGGGUCUUGGGCUGCUGCGCCACCUUCAAGGAGCGUCGGAACCUGCUGCGCCUGUACUUCAUCCUGCUCCUCAUCAUCUUUCUGCUGGAGAUCAUCGCUGGUAUCCUCGCCUACGCCUACUACCAGCAGCUGAACACGGAGCUCAAGGAGAACUUGAAGGACACCAUGACCAAGCGCUACCACCAGCCGGGCCAUGAGGCUGUGACCAGCGCCGUGGACCAGCUGCAGCAGGAGUUCCACUGCUGUGGCAGCAACAAUUCACAGGACUGGCGAGACAGUGAGUGGAUCCACUCAGGGGAGGCUGGUGGCCGCGUGGUCCCCGACAGCUGCUGCAAGACGGUGGUGGCUGGUUGUGGGCAGCGGGACCAUGCCUCCAACAUCUACAAGGUGGAGGGCGGCUGCAUCACCAAGUUGGAGACCUUCAUCCAGGAGCACCUGAGGGUCAUUGGGGCUGUGGGGAUCGGCAUUGCCUGUGUGCAGGUCUUUGGCAUGGUCUUCACGUGCUGCCUGUACAGGAGUCUCAAGCUGGAGCACUACUGAUCCUGCCCCGGGCUUGGCUGCGGCUCGCUGUGCCUUGCUGCUGCUGCUGCACCCAACUACUGAGCUGAGACUACUGAGUACCAGGGGCUGGGUUCCCUGAUGACACCCACCUUGUGCCAUCACCAUAACCUCUGGGGACUCCAACCUCAGAGGCAGCUUCAAGUGCCUUUCGCUGCACACCAACGCCCAGCAGGGGAGGUGAGGGGGGCUGGCGGGGCGAAGUUUGGGGGGUGUUUUGUGGGGCUACCCGGACGUACUCUCUGCCUGGUGGUCAGAUGCAGGCUGGAAGGGGCCUUGCUGAGUGGGGCAAGGCUGCGUGUUCCCAGCAGGGGGAGAAACCCUUCACGCCCCAGGCCCUUCAGGAACUGGGACUUUGCCUUACAGCUACAUGGUCCCAUCCCAAUCGGGGAAGCCGGGUGAGCUCUGACCCUUGGGCCUGGGCCUCUGCCCCUCCCCACCCACCCAGGCCUCAUCUCCCUCGACAGCCAGAACCCCUGCUGUCUUCCCCACCGCGGUCACCACCAUCCGAAAUGCCACGUGGUCACUCUGCACUGCCCUGUCCGUGUGCCUGUGCGGGGCAGGGGCUUCCUGGCUUUGUUCACUGCUGUACCCAGAUGCCUAUAACCGUCCCUGCUACAUACAGGUGCUCAAUAAACACUUGUAGAGCAGAUGGA